Molecule: messenger RNA, 630 nt
Organism: Fonsecaea erecta
Lineage: Eukaryota; Fungi; Ascomycota; Eurotiomycetes; Chaetothyriales; Herpotrichiellaceae
Exons: 3
Coding region: 1-630 (209 amino acids)
Source: RefSeq, a predicted model, not a curated record
AUGGCGAAACCCAUCGAUAAUCCUUGCGAAGACGAGCCACAGGCACUACCCUUCAGAACUGGAGGUCCACUCGCUCGCAUUGAGGAAUACACCAUCUUCUACUUCCUCGCAAUUUGCUCAUGGUGCCUGGAGAUUGUCGCUGCAUGCCUAGGAUCUCUCUAUGGAGGGCAAAGCCAUCCGUUUAUUGGCACUGUUACGCCAUUUCUUGCCAUGCACUGGAUGGCGUUCCUUCAAACUUGCUGGAUGAUGGCGACCGCUCCUCGCAACACGAUCGCAGACCGGAUGGCCUACCUCAAUCUUGCUUGUAGAUUCCAAAGACUGUGUGCUCCAACUGCCCUGAUCGGCAUGGUUACCUGGGCCGUCGCAUAUCGUUUCCGCGGCAAAGCCUCCAGCCAGGCGUACUGGAUUAUCUUUUUGAUCGUGUGGAUUCUCGAAACGGUCGUCUGCAUCAUGAAUGUCUACAACAACAUCAGCUGGGAGAGCGACCUGCUAUAUCAAAUCGCUCCCGAUGAGCCUCAAGGCAAUUUCUGGCUGGCAGUUCUGGGUAUUCGAUCCAUGUGUCGCUCGAAGCACAAGCAUCAUGAAAACGAGGAGAUGGAAUUGAAGCAAACGAAAAGCGGAAGAGUGUAA